Messenger RNA from Poecilia latipinna (sailfin molly), 3882 nucleotides. It is a transcript of the gene sdc3, whose product is annotated as syndecan 3. Bases 643 to 1911 code for a protein of 422 amino acids. The transcript has 5 exons. Gene Ontology annotation, cellular component: membrane; cell surface. The record is from RefSeq and is a predicted model, not a curated record. Lineage: Eukaryota; Metazoa; Chordata; Actinopteri; Cyprinodontiformes; Poeciliidae. Gene Ontology annotation, biological process: cell migration.
CAGUCUGGGCGGCUGUUUGAACUAGUCGUCUUCUCCCAUGCGUGGUGUUGAGUUUCUAUAUUUAAAGUCUGCUUGUGUUUUAAACCAGCUGCAGGGGGCAUCAUUGGCUUUGCCCGCGGAGGUUCCCUAAUCUCUUCUUGAGCACACACACACGGGCUGUACACCCCCCCUCCUCCUGCCAAACUCCAAGGCCGGGCAGCGUCGCCAUACGGAACAUCCUGCACUCAGCGGAGAGGGGGAGGAGAGAGGGUGCCUGAGCUGAGAGAGAAACGCACACUCUCACAGUAAGAGAGACGGGUCUGGCUUCUCCCCUGGCUCUUAAAUUAUCAGCUCCGUGCACCAGAAAUUUGGACCGAUUCGCCCCGCGGAGACGAGCAGAGAGGAGGCCGUCUGUUGCCUCGCCGGAGACCGGGACCAGCGGGAUUAAAGAGCCGGACCAGGAGGACUGAUGGUCGCGCAGACGCUCUGAAGUUGGACAGACUACACCGAGGUUCCCAGGAGCAAAAACAGCAGGAGCAGCAGCAGCAGCAGCAGUCUUCGCGCUCUCUCUUUCCUCUCCCCCCACCCCUUCUCCACCUCCCCGAACCCUCCCCUGGAAGGCAGCGGCGGCACCGGGAGGCUGUGCCCGCAGAAACACCGACCAUGAAGCUGCCUUGGCUGCUUGCGCUCGCCGCGCUGCUCGCUCACGCCGCCACGGCGCAGAAGUGGUCUCAACCCGCCGAUGACGAAGGCUCGACGAGAGAUGACUUUUACGAUGACGAGGACCUCUACUCGGGCUCCGGCUCCGGCUCCUCUGACAUCGGCGUGAGGCCGACGACGUCUGGCGUGACCUUCACCACGGAGGAGCCCAUCCUCUUCUCCACCACCCAGGCGACAAGCCCCGCCCCCUCAGCCUCACCUGCGGCCGAGCCCAGCCCCAGCCCGGAGGACGUCAUCUCCACCUUGUUCCCCACCGAGGCCGACGGCGAGAGCGGCAUCUACGUGGAGAUGGAGAAGGAGAGGGAAAAAGAGAGGGAGCAGGAGAGAGAGAGACAGGAAAGGGAAAGAGAAAGAGAGCGAAUCAGAGAGAUGGAAAGAGAGAGGGAGAGGGAGAGAGAGCGGGAGAGGGAGAGGGAGCGGGAGAGAGAGAGGGAGAGGCAGAGAGAGCGGGAGCUGGAGAGGCAGAGGGAGCUGGAGCAAAUCCGGGCGGCUCAGACCACCGCCGCCCCCCGCUCCCCCGCCGUCUUCCCCGCGUCCACCACCGGCCUGACGACCAGCGCCGUGGAGAGCGCAGCGCCCUCUGCUGGCUCGGACGACCUGCUCGGCCCGGGCGAAGACGAGGAGGACGUGUACCUGUCUCCGGAGCCCACCCCGUUUUCCCCCGACGCGGAAACCACCCCAGAUUACGAUUACGACACGCCCACCACGGCGGAGACCACGCCCGAGCCCACCACGGCCGCACCCACCACCACAGCUGCGACCACCGCCAAGACCAGAGUCCCCUUCAGGCCCCGGGUCCCGGCGUCGAGGACCACCCAGGGCGUCCCGACGGAGAGAACGACCCGCCCACAGCCGCCCGCAACCACACAGGAGGGAAACAACGAGGUGGGCGCCGCAGGCCCGACCGGAGACUCGGAGAUCAGAAAGGAGGGCAGGAAUAAUCUCGACUCACUGCCCGACUUCAGCGGGAACACGGUUGACAGUGGCAGCUCUGCUGCCCAGCUGCCACAGAAGAACAUCCUGGAGAGGAAAGAGGUCCUAAUAGCUGUGAUCGUGGGAGGCGUGGUGGGCGCCUUGUUCGCCGCCUUCCUGGUGAUGCUGCUGGUGUACAGGAUGAAGAAGAAGGACGAGGGCAGCUACACGCUGGAGGAGCCCAAACAAGCCACGGUCACCUACCAGAAACCCGACAAGCAGGAGGAGUUUUACGCAUAACCCCUGGAUGCCGGGGAGUCGCACCUCACACCGGGCUGGGGGUUGGGGGAGGAGAAAGAGAGAAAAGUGAAAGAUACUCUAAAGCGCUCCCCCUCCUCCUCUUCCUCCUUCUCCUUCUUCUUCUUCUUCUUCUUCUACUACUAUUACUCGCCCCUUCAUCUCGUCAUCCCGCUCCUCCCCUCUCGUCUCCAAAGCGUUUGAGAGCGCCUUCUUUCUGGGGACUUUCUUUUCGAUGAGAACGACAAAAUAAGGACAAAAAAGGAUGGAAAAAUUCAAAUAUAUUCAGAAAAAAAAGCAACAUACACACAAGAUGUUUUUAAAGUAACUGUUGUUAUUAAUAUUCUGCAGAUUCUCUUGUUCUGUAUGUAAGGAUAUGAUGAUUUUGUAAGAAAAACGACAAAAAAGGACAUUCUCCUAGUCUGUGUUUUCCAGCACAAGCAAACAAAAACAAGUCCCCCGCCCCCAGAACCCCUUUCUGUUUUUAUGGAGCAAAUAAAAAAAGAGAGAGAGGAGAGGAGGGGGGCGCUAAGAAGAGGAAGCCAUGACUUAACAGAAGGUGGGGCAUGAUUCUGCCCCUCGUUUCCCCUUCCCCUAAAACAAGCAAACAAAAAAAUCCAAAACACUGAGCGUCUGGUUGGCCGGGCAGAGUCCAGGGUCAAAGGUGAGAGGAAAGGUCUCUUUUGUGCCUUCCGUCCUUUUUUUUUUUUUUUUUUUGGUGCUCAAAUAUUCACACACCGACAUGAACACAGGCAUAUGCACACACACGUCUCUGCACACAGACACCGGAGUCUUUGCUGGAAGGUGGCUCUGACCUCUCGCUCGGCUCGGCCAACCAGAAAACGCCACGGCGUGUUUUGGUCACGUCGAGCCGGUGACCCCUCUGCUCCUCUGGGCUGUACAAAGACUAGUUAUUGAUAGUAAUAAUGAUGAUAAUAAUAAUAAUAAUCAAUAAUAUAUCAAUGCUUCAGGGCUGGAUGGUGAGGAAUUAUUGUGAUAAUUAUUAUAAUAAUAAUAAAGCGGUAAACGAUAAUGAUGAUGACGAUGAAACCUAAAGAGGAGGAUGUUGUAGUUAGCAUUUAAUGAAAAAAGAAGAAAAAAAAAGAAGUAUAUAUGUAAAUAUCAGCGUAUCCUUUCUGGCGUCACUAAUCAUCUGCAUGAUCUAUUUGUUUUUGUUUUUUUUGUUGUUUUUUCUUUAAUCCAUCCAUCACCUUCAUCAUCACCUUAGACGAGCUGUGCUCUUGUCGCGUGCACGCACACACUCUGCACACAGAUUUAAAAACUAGCUGCGCGUUAGAAACAGGCCACACAGACUUUAAAUCAUAUCAUCCGAACACAUUUCAGAGCCACUGUCGUCAUCGUCGUCGUGACAGAGCGAGGCCAGGUGGUGUUGCUGAUCAGUUAUCAAUCGGUUUGGUUCGUUUUGUGUACAAGCACAAUUACGGAGCCUUGCAAAAGUAUUCAUACCCCAGUCAACAUUUUCCUCUUUGGCAUUUUGCACAGGCGAACUUCUCUGUACUUUACUAGGAUUUUAAUUCCACAGCACUUUCUUUCUUUUUACUCUUCCUUCAGCAAUAGCUUUUUUUUUUCUUGUCACUUUUCCAUAAAAAAACAAUUCUUUAUUUCUGACAGAUUCUCCUCUAGAGUCACCACAAGCCUCCAGGCUGCUUCCCCGAUUAAAUGUUCUCGGCCAGUUGUGGUUGACCAUCCAUUCAUAAAAUGCCAAUAAAAAAAAAUACAUGAAAGUUUGUGACAGUAACAUAAACGAUUGCAAAAGCUUGACGGGUGUGAAUAUUCUUACAAGGCGCUGUGUUCAUGUACAGUCUUUGUGUCAUCCGGAAAACAUCUGCCCUCUCGAGCCGUCUGCAUGCCUCGCGGUUUUUUUUUCCUUUGGCUUUCGUCCCAUCCACCGCUGAUCGGCUCUCGGUUUGAGGAUGGGAGAUGUUCAAAAGUUGCUCCCAUGUGCACUGAGUC